UGGUGACUCCUCCUCCUACGUCACGGCCCAGCCAGUCUGGCGGGGGCUCGGCGCUGGGGGCGGGCGUCCCGGUCCUGCCCGGCCUGCAGUGCGCCGAGGAGGCGGCGUAGGCAUGUAUCGGCUCCUGAUCACUAGCCUGGGCCGAGGCCUCCUACGAGCCGCGGGGCGGUGGCGCCCGUACUGCUCGGCGCGCCUGCUCCCAGGUCUGGCAAGAGGCUGGGCGCCCGAGGUGCAGGUGCCGCCUUUCCGAGUCCCGCCGCACGGCUGGGGCCUGGGCCUGCUGCCGCCGCUGGCAGCGCUCGCCUGGUUCUCGAGGCCCGCUGACGCAGAGGAGGACGAGCAGCAGCGCGCGGGCGGGGCCGCCGACGACGACGCGGCGGACGAGGCCGAGGCGGAGAUCAUCCAGCUGCUGAAGCGAGCCAAGUUGAGCAUCAUGAAAGAUGAGCCAGAAGAGGCUGAGCUAAUUUUGCAUGACGCUCUUCGUCUUGCUUAUCAGAACAAUAACAAGAAGGCCAUCACUUACACUUACGAUUUGAUGGCCAACUUAGCAUUUAUACGUGGUCAGCUUGAUAAUGCAGAAAAACUUUUUAAAGCAACAAUGAGUUACCUACUUGGAGGGGGCAUGCUACAGGAAGACAAUGCAAUAAUUGAAAUCUCUCUCAAGUUGGCCAGUAUCUAUGCUGCUCAGAAUAAACAGGAAUUUGCUCUUGCUGGCUAUGAAUUCUGCAUUUCAACUCUAGAGGGAAAAAUUGAAAAAGAAAAGGAAUUAGCAGAUGCCGUUUUAUCAGUGGAAGAGAAAGCCAAUACUCACCUCCUCCUUGGCAUGUGCUUAGACGCCUAUGCUCACUACCUUCUAUUCUCCAAGCAGCCGUCACAGGCACAAAGGAUGUAUGAAAGAGCUUUGCAGAUUUCUGAAGAAAUACUAGGAGAAAGACACCCGCGGGUAAAAUGCCAGGGAAAGGUGGAGGAAAGAAGGCAAGCAGGCCUGCAUAAAAAAAAGUUGAUUAUGGACAUGAAAGUAAGCACAGCAUGCAAGCUCUUUACAACAACCAUCGUGCUGAUGAGUGACCUGGCUACCACCCUGGAUGCACAGGGCCGCUUUGACGAGGCCUGUGUUUAUGUGCAAAGGGCAUCAGACCUGGCGAGACAGACAGAACACCCUGAGCUCCACAUGCUGCUCAGUAAUCUAGCUGCAGUUCUGAUGCACAGAGAACGAUAUGCACAAGCAAAAGAGAUCUACCAGGAAGCCCUGAAGCAAGCAGAGCUGAAAAGAGAUGAGGUUUCUAUACAGCACAUCAGGGAAGAGUUGGCUGAGCUGUCAAGGAAAAGCAGAUCUUUAACCUAAUUUGAUCAAACUCUAAAUGCCUUCUGUUGUAGGGAAUUUCCAGUAACACCUUUUAUCUAGUCUCAGCACACAAAUCAGUGGUCUAAUCCUUUGUCCUUGCUAUCCACUUUUCCUCAUCUUAGCCUGGUGAAGGACACACAUAUACACUGCCACUUUUCUAAAAGAAAACAACUUCCAUGCCUCACUGGUUCUGCCUUCUAAUGGGUGUCAUUUAUGUCUGUGCUGGGGUCUAAGUGCAGAUUAAGCUAGGCCAGUUUUCCUCUGGGGUGGAUAAUAAAAACCAUUAGUUAUUCAGCCAAGUACCUGUAUUGUAAGAUUAUAAUCCACUGAUUUGCUGCCCUCUUCUCUGUUUUAUCACUACCUGGCAGACCAAAGCUACCUGUCUUAUGGCAGAGAGCGAUUAUGGUGAGUUAUACUUCUUACCGGUUUCAUGGAAGCAUUGUGGUUUUUAAUGCAUACAGGAGCAAAAGAAUAUUUAUUUUUGCCACCAGCAUCCAGUGUGAAUUUUUAACAUGGGAAUUAGGCACUUGAAAGAUUUGAUAAUAAAUACAAGUGAGCUCUAUGUUUUUGCUUAUAGCUGGUUGUUUACAACAAUGAAACAGGGGGCAGAGGAAUGACAUAAACUCUUGUAGCUGUCUGAGCACUCCACAUCCUGUAUGGCUGAGCUGUGAAGGAAAAGUAGACCUUUAAUUUGAUCAAGCUCUAAAUGCCUUUGUAGGGAAUUUCCAGUAACACCUAUUAUUGUCUCACAAGCAUGAAGCAGUCACCUGGGGAGCUCUUUAGAGAUGCACAUGCCUUAGGUGCCCCCCAACCCUUCUGAAUCAGGGCAGGGCACCCCAAGUGCAGCAUUGAAAGCCCCCCAGUAAUUGUGAUACAGACAGUAGGAGAGUCACUGACCUGGGUCCUUGUCCUGAGUUUGGUUCUCAGUAUCCUCAUCUGUAAAGUAGGGGACAGAUGGGGUUCCCUCGAAAGCACUUUCUCACAUUGCCUCACAGUAUAUAAAGGAUAUAAAUACAAGAUACACAGACGGAUGUUGUUACUCAGCAGUCUUGCAGAGAGCCACUUGCCUAGGGGAAAGGCCAUUCUUCCUGGUCCCUCAAGGAAACAGUAUUGUUUGUGUGCCUUUGGGGUGGGGUGUGAGAGGGAAGGGAACCUGGCAUUUUUGGUUCCUGUGUACAACAAACUGGAAAAACCCUUUCAAAUAAACUAGAGACUCUGCAACAAUAAUGUAUUCCGUAAUCUUUUGAGUCUCUCAGAAAAUAACUUAAAGAGUUAAUAAAAUACUAGAAACCCUGGGGUCUAAAGCCUUAGGGAUUAGGCUAAAACUAGAGUUUCAUGCUUUACAGAUGUUUUUUCCCACUUCUGUUGAAGCUCGUUUAAUAUUUACCACCCAGCUAAUUCCUUUAAUCAAGUCUAACUUGGAGAAACUAAUAUGAAGUAGGUUAAGUUUCAGUGUAACCCAGUCUUAAUUUAUUGAUUAUUAAAAAUUUAUUAUUGUCAGCUCACCUUCUCCACUGACAAUGUUUUUACCUUGUCACAGCUGCCAGAGGUUACUGAAGUCAGGUUUUAAGAAAUCUUGGUCCCCUCCCCCACCCCCACCCCCACCCCUGCAAUGAUUCAGCCCAUGGUCCUGUCCCAGUGUGGGCAAACCUGCAGUUUACAGAGAGGCAGUUCUCUGUGCGGUGCCUCGGGGAAGGAGGUCACCGACGGCUGUAAAGCAAGGCAGCAAGCCUAGAAGAGCUGGCCUGAAUUCAGAGGGGAACUGUUACAACAGUGUAGUUUAUAUUUCUGAGUUGUAAGUAUUUUAAAAAUAGAAUCACUCAGCGUACCAAAAUGGAAGCAUUAUGAUGUCCAAUCAAACAUGCACAGAAAAUUUGGCUGUCAGAAUUUAUGUGAAUUCUGUAUUACGAAGACCUUCAUUUAGUUGCACACGUCAGGGUGUAGUGUCAGAACACUGAGAGCAUGGUGCCUCAGUUUACAGUUAACGUCUCACAAGCUACCAGUCGCUUAGUGCUGUGCUUCUAAUGGAGCUACCAGACGGUUUGCUCCAUUGGCAGGCCCUGCAUGAAUCCCGUCCUUUCACUGUUCUGAACUAAGAAAUGAUACUGGAUUUUAUUUCCCUUUCUGAAAUAACUUCUCCAGGUAACAGUAGAUGAAGUAAAGCACCCGCUCUGUGAUGAGGAUGGGGUUACUGGUUUACAGCUGCUCACUUUGGGUCCUUCAAGUAGACCUGCAAAAGUAACAAGUUAGGCUCCAAUCUGAUGUAUUCUCAAAAAAUUAUUCUUAGGAUAACUUACGACCCUUGGGGUCACAGAAAAAAAUGCCAUUAUAAACCGCUUUGGGUCAGUCAACAGUAUAAAUUAUUAACAAGCUCCAAAAUAUUAACAGUACCUAAAAAGUUUCAGCAGGAAACUGUUAAGUGGAACAUUUGGUUACUGUUUUCAUUCACAUUAAAAUUUUAUUAAAAUCCCAACUUUACAAGUGGGGAUCUGAUCCCUAAACCUGAUCUAGCGUUUGAGGACCUCAGGUAUACAAGACUGGAAACUAACAGGAGUGAAAGCUUUAACUUAAGACAAACGUGGAUUUAUGCCCUAUCAUUCAGUACUGAAUGAGCCCACAUCGUCCUCUAAUAAAGUAGAGAUUAAAUAUCAGUAAUACAGGGUGAUGUGACGGUCUCGAUCACACCUAUGAAACACUCAUUACAAAUAAGGCACUUACUGUAGACCUUUCUUUAGAGGCUUGACUACUUUUGUCAAAAAGUUUAAGUUUAUGAAAUAGGUGAAGGGGAUAAAGAGGUACAAAUUUCCAAUUAUAAAAUAAUUAGUUCUGGUAAUGAAGUACAGCAUAGGGAAUAUAGUCAAUACUAUUGUAUUUGUAUGGUGACAGAUGGUUACACAUGCAUUGGUGAGCACUUAGGAGUGUGUAAUUGUCAAAUGACUAUGUUGUACAUCUGAAACCAAUACAGUAUUGUAUAUCAACUAUAUUUCAAUUAAAAGAAAAGUUUAGAUCUA
Manis javanica (Malayan pangolin) is the source of this 4356-nucleotide messenger RNA. RefSeq names its product tetratricopeptide repeat domain 19 (gene TTC19). Gene Ontology annotation, cellular component: mitochondrial inner membrane. The record is from RefSeq and is a predicted model, not a curated record. Lineage: Eukaryota; Metazoa; Chordata; Mammalia; Pholidota; Manidae. Gene Ontology annotation, biological process: mitochondrial respiratory chain complex III assembly. Gene Ontology annotation, molecular function: protein binding.